Acyrthosiphon pisum (pea aphid) is the source of this 1614-nucleotide messenger RNA. RefSeq names its product wiskott-Aldrich syndrome protein homolog 1-like. Bases 1080 to 1607 code for a protein of 175 amino acids. The transcript is spliced from 5 exons. The record is from RefSeq and is a predicted model, not a curated record. Lineage: Eukaryota; Metazoa; Arthropoda; Insecta; Hemiptera; Aphididae.
AAUUAUAAUAAGUAACUAGUUUUUGUAGUUGUAUUAACAUAACUAUACAAGUGCAUAAAGGCAUUUAUAUAAAAACAAAAUGUAUAGAAAAAAUAUAGUAGAAUUAGUUAUUAUAAGUAAAGGCACAAUAAAAUAUUUACCUGUGAAAAGAUAUAUUAGAUAUUCCAUCUUGUUUUAAUUUUCCAGAAUAAUUGACACACGUAGAAACUGCACAAACGGAACCACCUUUAUGUUUAUUGGUUGUAGCCAUUAUUAAUAUUGCGUACCAAUAAACAAUUUAAAAUGCAAAUUACAAAUUUUAAAAAGAUAAUGAUAAUCAAAUAAACGCUGUAAACAGUGUAAACUGUAAAGGCAAAAAAGGCUAAAUAAUAAAAGAAAGCAUGCUAUCCAUGCUUUUAAUGCUUAUCAUAGUGUAGUAUGUACGACGAUUACGUCAAGGCGCAAAAUACCCCCACUCCUAUUUUUUCAAUAUUUCUUAAGUGAGGCAACCUUUAGUAUAUUCUAUAAACCUUGAUUUGAUCCCACGAGUCGAUAAAAAAAAAGCCUUAAGGGACAAAUUGAUCCCUCAUAGGCCAUAGCCCACUUGGAAAUUCUACUGAGGGACAAAAAUGGUUCUGUGUUAAAAUAAAUUUCUAUAUAAUAUAAUACAAUCGCUUCUCAAAAUAUGGUAUUCUUGCAUUUACCUAACCAAUUGUAAAUUUUAUUAUUUAAGUUUUUAGUUUUAAACGCAAAGACUCUUUUAAAUAUCAUAUAAACUUCAAAUCAUUUUUUUUAAAAACUAAAAAUUUGAGUUGUUCCAGAGGUGCGACGUAUAAAAAAUUGUAAUCGGAGUAUCGGACACACCGAAGUAUCGCUUAUCGGUCUAAAAUGUAUGAAAAAUGUGUGCUGCGAUUAAUGUCCCACAUAUGCCGCCGCCAAAGUCGUCGAAAAAACCGAAGAACGGCGUACCGGUGGCGAUUGGACCAUGCAACCCUGGUACCACAUAGUCGGAAUUUUGACAUUUUUGAAUUAUUCCAGGUGUCCAUUUUAUUUGUCGUUAGUUGGUGAACAAAAAUGGUUUCGUACUUCAAGUAACAAUCAUGUUAAUACUCCUAAACUUGCGUAGUAUCAUUAAUUUGGUUCAACGUACAUGCGGCUUCUUCGACGCCGUGAUUAAGUGGAGCGCUGGAAUUUGGUGUGGCCUGACGGGAAACUUCGUGGAUGACGGGACGACAUUAGCGGCUACGCCCCGGCAGCCGUCAGAAAUGUGUGCUCCUCCACCGAUACGGCAGACACCACAGCCUGAUGCAGUCGUCGGAGAGCCGGAGGACAACGAUGACACGCUGCACUUCCGCUACUACGUGGGGCCGGCCCUCUUCUGCACUCAGCCCAUGCCGCCUCCAGCGAGUGCCAUAAUUGCGGCAAAUUUUUCAUAUCCGCCGCCGCCACUGCCGGAGUACUACAUUGGACCUACAGUAUUCGACAUCAUGGGGCCACCGCCGUUGGCGUGUUGCGUGGUGGCAUCAAGAUUUUGUUAUCCACCGCCGCCGCCCCCGUGUCCAGGGCAGGGUCGGACUGGCCUAUGCAACAGACUGGCAUUAGCCAGUGAGGCGCCCUUAUCUGUAUGACUCUAUA